Messenger RNA from Formica exsecta, 5464 nucleotides. It is a transcript of the gene Ser, whose product is annotated as protein jagged-1. Bases 385 to 4002 code for a protein of 1205 amino acids. Gene Ontology annotation, cellular component: membrane. Lineage: Eukaryota; Metazoa; Arthropoda; Insecta; Hymenoptera; Formicidae. Gene Ontology annotation, biological process: multicellular organism development; Notch signaling pathway; cell communication. The transcript is spliced from 6 exons. The record is from RefSeq and is a predicted model, not a curated record. Gene Ontology annotation, molecular function: calcium ion binding; Notch binding.
CGAGCGUCGCUUCUGCUGACGAGGAUCCACUCGCUCUCGGUUUCUCCUCGAGGACUCGGGGAUCCGCGCCAGCGAAUUCUCCGGUUACAAAGUGUCGACGAGUGUUCAGUGUUCAGAGCGACAGAGAAAAAUAAUCGUCCCUCCACGCGGAGGACACUGGCCAGUGGAUAUUCGGUGUUGGUGCGCGGACCGGAAGGAUCUGCGGUGUGCAGUGUGCCGAUAAUAGCGAUCGAUAAUAUUCGGUGAGAGUGGUGAGAGAAAGAGAACGAGGGAUACGCGCUAACGACAGCAAGAGGACAGCGGAGGGCAUCUCGAGAGAGAGAGAGGAGCAGCGCGGGGAUAUCGGUGAUAUGCGGUAGUCGAGGGGAUUCCCCAGGGAGAGACAUGAGGGCGGCCGCCGCCUACGUCCUGUUCCUUGCCCACCUCAUACAGGCGACAACCGCGAGCGGAUACUUUGAGGUGCAGAUCCUCUCGCUGACGAACAACAGGGGCACCCUGGUGGACGGUAGGUGUUGCGGCGGGGGAGGCGGGGGCGGAAAAGGAGGAUUCCCGCCCUGCACGACGCCCUGCUCGACGAUCUUCUGGCUCUGCCUCAAGGAAUAUCAGUCGAAUGUCACCGCCAUCGGCUCCUGUAGCUUCGGCAACACAUCUAGUCAAUUUAUCGGUUUUAACACCUUUACUCUCACCGAACCCGCCACCCUGCCACUCCACUUCACUUUCCGAUGGACGAGGCAAUUCACGUUGAUUCUGCAAGCGAGGGACGAGAAGAGCGCCGGCGUAAUUGAGGAGGCGAGUUACAGCGGCAUCGUCCUGCCAGGAUCCACGUGGCACACUCUCAAUCAUCAAGGAAAGAACGCUCACUUGGCGUAUCGGGUGCGAGUCCAAUGCGACGAUCAUUAUUACAAUGCGACCUGCACCAAGUUCUGCCGACCUAGAAACGACAUUUUCGGCCAUUACACCUGCGACGAGAACGGGGACAAAGUGUGUAUACAGGGAUGGAAAGGCGUCGAUUGCGAGACAGCCGUCUGCAAAGAGGGCUGCCACCCCGUACACGGUCACUGCAACGUCAGCGGCGAGUGCCAAUGUCGGCACGGCUGGCGCGGCGAGUUGUGCGACCAGUGCAUGCCGUAUCCCGGCUGCAAGCACGGCUACUGCAACGGCUCGAGCUGGCAAUGCAUCUGCGACACCAACUGGGGCGGCAUACUGUGCGACCAGGACCUCAACUACUGCGGCACCCACGAGCCGUGCCAGAACGGCGGCACGUGCGAGAACACCGCGCCCGAUCAGUAUCGUUGCACGUGUCCGGACGGCUUCUCCGGGCCCACUUGCGAGAAGGUCGACAAUCCGUGCGCGUCCAGCCCCUGCCUGAACGGCGCGACCUGCCACGAGCUCGGCGAGACCGCGCACUGCGAAUGCGCCCCGGGUUUCACCGGACCUUAUUGCACGACCGACAUCGACGAGUGCGCCUCGCAGCCGUGCCAGAACGGCGGCACCUGCGUGGACGGGAAGAACAACUUCGUGUGUAACUGCCCACCCGCCUGGCAGGGCGUCCUCUGUCAGUUCGACGUGGACGAGUGCACGCUCAAGGAAUCGCCUUGCAAGAACUCGCUCACCUGCGUCAAUCUGGCAGGCGACUACAGGUGCCGAUGCCGGAGCGGUUUCACUGGCAAGAAUUGCACGAAGAAUAUCAAUGACUGCAUUGGCCAGUGCCAGCAUGGUGCGCUCUGCAUUGAUCUGGUAGACGACUAUCACUGCAGCUGCACCGCUGGCUACUCCGGCAAGGACUGCGACGUCGACAUCGACGAAUGCGCGUCCAAGCCGUGCCAGAAUGGCGGCGAGUGCCGGGAUCUGGUAAACGCUUACGAGUGCGUGUGUCCCGUGGGCUUCACCGGCUACCAGUGCGAAAUCGAUCGCGAUCACUGCAGCCCAAAUCCUUGCCGCAACUCGGCGCCAUGUUUCAACACGCAGACCGACUAUUAUUGCCACUGCCCGGUACAAUGGCAGGGCAAGAACUGUUCGGAUCCGGCCUCGAAUAAUUCGCAGCAAUUCGGCGUGACGGACGACGAGCAGUACGGCUGCGGCAGCGAGGGCACCCCAUGUGGCGGUAAAGGCCGAUGCAGCGGCGGUAGAUGCAUCUGCGAUCCCGGUUACACUGGCAUGCACUGCCACGAGAACAUCAACGACUGUCGCGGCAACCCCUGCUUGAAUGGCGGCACAUGCGUUGAUCUGCUUAAUUCCUUCCAGUGCAUCUGUCGGGAAGGUUGGAGCGGGGAUCUUUGCGAUCAAAAUGUGGACGAAUGCGUGACACAACCCUGUCGCAAUAACGGUACCUGUGUGGACGCCGUGGCGGACUUCACAUGCAUCUGCCGGGGCGGUUGGAAGGGCAAAACGUGCGCGCUGCGCGGUGGUCACUGCGAGCCAGGCACUUGCCGGAACGGUGGUACCUGCCAGGAUCGCGGCGACGGCUUCACGUGUCACUGCCCGCACGGUUGGGAGGGCGCGGCUUGCCAUAUCGCAUCGCCGUCGGCGUGUACGAGCGAUCCCUGCGCGAACGGCGCUACCUGCGUGAACACGGUCGACGGCAAUUAUCGCUGCGUCUGUCGCGAGGGUUUCGAGGGGCCAAACUGUCGGCGCAACGUGGACGAUUGUCAGCCGGUGCCCUGUCUAAAUGGCGGUAAAUGCGUAGACGGUGUCAAUUGGUUCAGAUGUGAAUGCGCGCCCGGUUUCACCGGCCCGGAUUGCCGUAUCAAUGUCAAUGAGUGCGCAAGCGAUCCGUGCACCGGCGGGGCAACUUGCGUGGAUGGUAUCGCAAUCUACUCGUGCAUCUGUCCGCCCGGUAGAACCGGCACACGAUGCGAAAUCCGUACGGCUGGUGGACCCGGCUGCACGGCCGCCACGUGGGAGGACGAUUGCAACGUGUGCGAAUGUCGGAACGGCAAGAAUCAGUGCAGCAACGUCUGGUGCGGGCCGGGUAAUUGCCUGAACGGUACCUCUUGUCUGGCCCAUGAAGUCUGCGUUCCUAGUCCGGGCGAGAGCUGCUUAGCGCCGCCAUGUCCGGCGUGGGGCGAAUGCCGUCCGGUUGAAACCGGGAGGCGAGUUGGUCCGCCGGCGUUACCGGCUCCACCAUCCUGCUGGCCCGGACAGUCCAUGCUCGGGCCAACUUGCUCGCGACUCACGAUACUGCUGCGAAGGGAUACCCUGGCGCCCGGAACAUCGGUGGAACUGCUGUGCCGUCGUUUGAGAAAACUUCUGACCGAUCCACGAAGACCUCAGUUAGUGGUACUGUUAUGCGAUCUGAAACCCGGCGAUAACGAUACGGUGGAAGUGACCCUCUUCUCCGAGGCAGCGGCCGAUGCAGCACGGGAUCUCGGCGAGGCGCUGAGUCGCCCGCUGGCGAGACCUCUCGUUUUAGCUUCAGUGCUAGAAGUCAAAGUGGAGACGGCGUUGCUCAGCGAGCCUAGUUCGGCUGGUGCAGCCAACACUGGCGGCUACGUGGCCGUUCUAGGCGGCGCUCUAACAACCGUGCUGCUAUUAGCGCUGUUCGGCGGUCUCUGGUAUCUCAGAACCAUAAGACAUAGAUCGAACUUGACGGCAACUACUAGCAGUGAGACCUCGCUACAUCGCCAUCGUAGCGAUCUGGACGAGAAGUCUAACAAUCUUCAGAACGAGGAGAACCUAAGAAGAUAUGCGAAUCCGCUCAAAGACCAGGAUCCUGAGCCCAGAGUAUCUGUCGUGAGACCUCUAUCGGGCGCCUCGCUUGGCACCUUGACCGGCGCCGAGGAAAGUCUCGAAAUGGUAUCCGAGGAAAGUAGACAUCGCUUGCCACCGCUGUAUAAACCACCUAGCGCGGAAGCCAGGAACAAUACGGCCAGUUUUAGCUACGAAGAGGGACCGCAUAAGCCUUACAGCAAGCCCAGAUUACAGGAACCACCAUACCCUCAUCAGCAGCCGGGUACUAGCCAGACAUCGGGCCCGCAUCAAAUCCUAACGGUACACGUGUGAUUAAAUAUCGUGGAAACAAACAAUUGAAGAACAAGUGUCGGUGAGUUUUUUUUUCUUGAAACAACAUCGAUAAACGCGAAGAAAGAUUCUCGGAGAGAAUCGUCGGUAGCGAAGAUAGAUCUUAGAAUGACGCCUAAAGACUAUAUAAGAGUUUGGACAAUUUGAUUCUUUGUGAUAAUGGGAAAUGCGACUCUUUCGACUUCGGAAUAACUUGAGACAACUCUGAGGUUUUUCUUUGUUAAAGUUGAGCCAACGUUUAGAACAUAUUAGAGACAAAUGCAGGAAAAAGAGAAAGAAGCUGCGUAAUUCUUAUCGGAUUUUAUUAUAAAAUGUACAUUAAGAGAUAAUGCAUAAAUUAUUAAUGGUAUUUUUAACUGGUAUCUUUUUACAGUCAAUUCACAUUCAUAAAACAUCAUUGAAACAUUGAUAUGCUUAAUAUGUUUAAUUUUUAGAUAAUUUUAUAAAUAUAUGACAAAAAAAUUGCGUAAUCCUUAAAUGAUAUCCUUGGAUCGAAAAUUUGGAAAAUGUUUGGAAGUUAUUUCUCUCUUUUUCCUCGUUUGCCCUUCUCACGCUUUUGCGUGACGGUAAUAAGCGAUCGACAAUUAUAAAUAAUUUUAAUGGUAAAGAUCAAUUGUUAUUGUUGUACAUAUGUACAUAACUCGUACUUAUUAAUUUCGCUAAGUCUGUAUCUCUCCUUUCCUUUUUUCGUCGGCGUUGCCAUCUUUAUACGCGCCUUGAUUUUAUACGUUUUAUAUGCUCGACUUUGUACUCUUUUGAUAUUAUUGUAUACCGCCUCCCAUUGCAUUUUUUAUUUCAAUCAUUUAAGAAAAAUACAUUUGGGUGGCAUUAUCGCACUUUGCACGAGAUAUACGUUUAUCAUGCAUAAUCGUCAAAGUAAACCUACGCUCUAUUCAAGAGAAACGCAUAAAUGAUUAAAUAAUGUGUAAAUAAGUUUAGCAGCAGAAUUUCUUUAGAUAUAUUCAGAAGUAUUAUGAUUAAUGUUGCGCAGACAUUACUCGAGAUCGUUGUAUGCGAAAGUUUGCUUUGUAUGAUGUAACGUGGGCUCUUCAAACGUUCCUUCAGACGAUAUUAUUGUGAUACUCAUAGAAGAAACAAUGUCAAUGUGUAGGAUUACUAUGGUACUCCGCGUGUUCGUCUAUUUUAACAGAGAUACUGCCACUACGCGAAAAGGAUGUGCAAUACAAUGUACACUAAAUCGCGGACACAUUGUGUUGUAAAGAUCAUAUUAAUGGUGUGAAUAAUGCGAUUUUUUUUUUAGAGAGAAAGAGUAUUCGAACGCAGUGAAGAUGAAUGUGUACAUAGUGACGCUAUAUUGCAUCGUAGAACGAUGUAAGUAAAUAAAUCUAAGUAUAUAUGUUCAGAUUGUUCUCAUCUCCCCAGUCAUCGUCGACCCCAUCUUUAGAUGUGCAAUUUGUUUUCUUUCUUUUUUUAUACCAUAACA